This is a messenger RNA of Microdochium trichocladiopsis, 1860 nucleotides long. Its product is annotated as poly polymerase catalytic domain-containing protein. The transcript has 4 exons. Gene Ontology annotation, molecular function: NAD+ poly-ADP-ribosyltransferase activity. The record is from RefSeq and is a predicted model, not a curated record. NCBI's taxonomy places the organism in Eukaryota, Fungi, Ascomycota, Sordariomycetes, Xylariales, Microdochiaceae. Bases 1 to 1860 code for a protein of 619 amino acids.
AUGAAAGCCGCGUCUCUGCCGACACCGCCACCAACUCCAGAUAUAGCCUCAACUUCAGCUCAACUGGCGAGGCACAACGACUACUUCAUGUCGCAGAUGCUGCAUAUCAAGAAGCUCUCGCUCCUGGUGGAUCCCGCUGCUGGGUCUGAAUCGAUUGUUGUAGUGGAGAAGUCGACGCACUCAAUAUGGGACGCAUACUUGCUGCGAGCAGAUGUGCCCAGAAACGUGAAUCUGUUCAGGCGGCAGCAGAUUAUCUACAACAAGGUCUUGAAGCGGUACAUACUUUUGGUACGAGAUGGGUGUGUUGGUCAGCUCGGCCACAUCUGCACGGGCAAGCGCGAGGUACUGUCCUCGCCUUCGCUCAGACCUGUGACGACUCGCUUCAAAGCACUGUUCAAGAAGGCCACGGGUAAGAUCUGGGAGGAGCGCUACUCGGAGCAAAAGUUCGGGCGGCGCACUGAGCAGUACGAGUUUGUCGAGCUUGAUUACGUUUCCUCGAAUCGAGGCCCCCAACCUGAGCUGCCAGAUUAUGCCUGGCUCAACUUGACGGUCGUAGACGAGGUCAGAACCAUGAUGGACCUCAUCCUCCACGGGGCGUCCGCGCAGGCGUCGAAGCAGUCGCAGGAUUUGGAACAGACGAGUUCAUGGUCGUCAUAUACCGCGCCAUACCAGGAACUCAGUCAAUAUACAAUAUUUCUGGGCUUCAGGAUACUCGAGCUCAUUAGGGAUGUCCUGGAGGCUACUGACGGGUCCGUCAAAUGGAAAACCGUGCUGCGGCUCACGUCACGCUACAGAAGCCUAAUCCCGUACUGCCGGGCAUCAACAUACUACACACCAGUGAUAUCCAGCUACCAGGCCCUCCUUCUCGAACUGCGGCUGCUUUCGUCGCUGUGGCCAGAGCAACAAGAUAUCUCCCGCGCUGUGAGCAGCGUGUGCAGCCGCGCGACAAUGCACUGGCACACACAUGGCAUGCUAGCACAGCCGCUGUAUCAGGCAUACAGCUCGCUACGACAUGGCUUCAGACGCCUGACAGAUCGGUCUUCGCUUGAGUAUCGCGAGCUUUGUCAAUACCUGCAUGGUUCCAACCACCCAGUGCACCGCACGUAUUUUGAGGUUCAGGACAUCUACCGAGUCUUCAUCAAGCCAGGGCUACCCAACGGCUACCAAGAAUGGAUCGACAGCAAGACCCCAGCCUCGGACACAACUUCAAUAUCGACAAGCGAAUCCUCACCGAAUCCGCAAACCAGCCACAGAGACGCAGAAGACCGCCGUCUCCUCUGGCACGGCACCCCGCUCGAUUCCCUCCUUGGCAUCCUGGACUUGGGCUUGCAGAUCCGCCGCCGCGGCGCGAGCUUCACGGGCACAAUGUUCGGCAACGGUAUAUACCUCGCCGACUCGUCAAGCAAGUCUGCCCGUUACUGCCGACAUCACGAGAAUGCCAACUGGGCUUCGAUUUCUGGUGGUCAUCAACCCCAUUCGGGCGGCGCUGGGCGUGCCACAAAGUCGGAGAGCGCAGAGGCGGUGCUGCUGCUGUGCGAGGCCGAUGUGGGAAGGAAUAGACUGCUGAGCCAGCAUAGCAUACCUCGGGGUCACAAGGUCGUCGAAGCGACUUGCGGGCGGCAACGCUGCAUUCAGGGGCUUGGGAAGAAUGGUCCUGCCGCGUGGAAAGGGGUGAAGUGGGACAUUGAGGCUGCUCCCUCAGCGAAGCCUGGAGUAGUGCUAAUGCCAGACACGACUUCACCAUAUGGUGAGAUAUCCUCAGGUGGCGAGUUGCGCUUCAACGAAUACGUCAUGUUCGAUCCCUCCCAUGCCAUCAUCCGAUACGUCUUGCGACUCAAGAUGAGCGGCCCGGGUUACUAG